UAUCCAAUCUUUCUCAAAUUGACAUGUAAGUCCAAAUUAAUUUAAUAUCUCCAAUAGAAAAAUGCAUACUUCCUACAUUUUCAUCACCACCUCCAUUUUUCUCAUUCUCAUAUCACUAGCUACUCAAUCCAAUGCUUCUACUUCCAUAGCCCAUCACAAAAAUGCAUACUUUGGCACUGCAACCGAAUUCUUGGCACCACACAAUGCGGCUCGUGCCGCCCUACGGAUGCCUCCAUUAAUUUGGGACGCGAGGCUAGCGAACUAUGCGCAAUGGUACGCUAAUCAGAGGAGGUACGACUGUGAGUUGAGGCACUCUAAUGGACCAUAUGGUGAGAACAUUUUUUGGGGCAGUGGCGACGGAUGGACACCGGCUCAGGCCGUUUUUGAUUGGAUUACGGAGCGUAAAUGGUACGAUUAUUGGUCCAAUUCUUGUUAUGGAGGUGAAGAAUGUGGACAUUAUACUCAAAUUGUUUGGAGCAGAACAAGAAGAAUUGGGUGUGCUAGAGUGACUUGUGAUGAUGGUAGAGGUGUGUUCAUGACUUGCAAUUAUGAUCCUCCUGGUAACUUCAAUGGAGAAAGACCUUAUUGAGUUCAUUAUUUCUUAUGUGUUUGAUUAAAAAAAACUUUUUGCAAGUUUGUUGUGUUUACUGUAAAAAUAAUUACUAUUUGAUGGACUGAGUGUCUUUAUGUAAGUUAUUAUUAAUCUUGAAAUUAAUUUUAAUUAAUAUAUUAUUAUUGAUGUAA
Mercurialis annua (annual mercury) is the source of this 744-nucleotide messenger RNA. Its product is annotated as pathogenesis-related protein PR-1-like. Lineage: Eukaryota; Viridiplantae; Streptophyta; Magnoliopsida; Malpighiales; Euphorbiaceae. Gene Ontology annotation, cellular component: extracellular region. The transcript has a single exon. The record is from RefSeq and is a predicted model, not a curated record. Bases 62 to 589 code for a protein of 175 amino acids.